GCCUCCAAUGUCUGCAUGAGAUUGAGAUUGAGAGAGAGAGAGAGAGAGAGCUAGGGUUCCCCUUGAGGCCCUGCAUCAGUUUUCUUCAUAGAAAGAGAGAGAGAGGGAGAAAGUUUGGAAAUUUUUGUUAUCUGGGAUAUGGCAUUCAUACACAGUCAGCACUCGUUGACACUUACCUUUGGCCUCCUAGGUAACUUAAUCUCAUUCCUGGUGUACUUGGCUCCAGUGCCAACAUUUUAUCGAAUUUACCGAAAGAAAUCAACUGAGGGCUUCCAAUCGCUGCCUUAUUUGGUGGCGUUAUUCAGUUCCAUGCUUUGGUUGUACUACGCAUUAGUUAAAAAAAAUGCGGAGCUUCUCAUCACCAUCAACUCAUUUGGAUGUGUCAUAGAGAUGAUCUACAUCGCCUUGUACAUUGCUUACGCACCAAAUCUUCCAAGGAAAUUUACUGUCAAAGUGUUUGUUUCUAUGAACAUGGGAUUGUUCUCCUUGAUCGCUCUUACUUCACAGUUUCUUGUGAAAGAUUCACACCGUGUCCAAGUCCUUGGAUGGAUUUGUGUUGCUAUUUCUGUGAGUGUCUUCGCAGCGCCCCUAAGCAUUUUGGCACAGGUAAUUCGAACAAGGAGUGUUGAGUUUAUGCCGUUUACUCUAUCAUUUUUCCUCACAUUAAGUGCCAUAAUGUGGUUUGCUUAUGGUCUUUUCCUCAAGGACAUUUGCAUUGCUCUCCCAAAUAUCCUGGGUUUUGUCUUGGGGCUGCUCCAGAUGCUGCUGUACGCACUGUACAGGAACUCCAAAAGGGUAACUGCAGAGCAGAACAUAAAAAGUAUAGUGAUAUUAAGCACGUUGGGGGCUUCUGAAGUGUAUCCGCUGGAUGCUCAACCAUAUAUUACUAACAAAGAUGCAAAAGAGCAUGACCAAACUGGGGUCGACCUUGAGAAAAGCAUGGAAGCCCCGGUUCAUCAUGAACUCCAAGCAAUUGAAUGUGCAGUUUGAUUCACAUGAAGUAUCUAUCAUCAUCCAUCCUGUUACCAGUACUACUACUGCUCAGCCCCAAAAGUGCUGCACUUCUUAUUUUCCUCUCUCUCUCUGUCUAUGUGUGUUUAUAUCUCUCUCCUCUUGAACGUGCACGGCACGUGAUUGCUAUCAUAUGUAUGAAUCAAAAAUACAAUGUUCAUCGUUGUUGAUUUUAUUCCACAUGUGACAUAUUUGUG
This is a messenger RNA of Corylus avellana, 1208 nucleotides long. RefSeq names its product senescence-associated gene 29 (gene SAG29). The record is from RefSeq and is a predicted model, not a curated record. Gene Ontology annotation, molecular function: sugar transmembrane transporter activity. Gene Ontology annotation, cellular component: membrane. NCBI's taxonomy places the organism in Eukaryota, Viridiplantae, Streptophyta, Magnoliopsida, Fagales, Betulaceae. Gene Ontology annotation, biological process: carbohydrate transport.